Molecule: messenger RNA, 1248 nt
Organism: Ostertagia ostertagi
Lineage: Eukaryota; Metazoa; Nematoda; Chromadorea; Rhabditida; Trichostrongylidae
Source: the annotation of a GenBank genome assembly
AUGAUCAAAAGAAACCCCGAUGAUCAAGGUAGGAGAGAGGAUAGAGAUGAAGAUACGCAAGAGGAGGAAAGCACACCAAGGCCUCGUUCCGAGACCGAUUUUGACUCAAAAGACUCUACUAUAUUAGCUGUCGCGGAAAAUCCAAAGACAUUGAAGACCGAAGACACAUAUCUUCUCGCUGGAUCGGUUAAAACAAUGAAUCCGCAAACAAAACAGCUACGCCGUGUGCAGGUUACUGGAGCUGACCGUUCCUCCAUAGAUUCGAAACUUGCACACGAACUCCAACUUCCGAGACAAGGCACUUCAACAAUGAGGCUCAGCACAUUUGGAACGACAAAUCAGAGAGAAAUCACGUGCACAAUCACAUCCAUCGACAUAUGGGAUCAAGAAGGUGUACAACACACACUUAGACUAUUCAUACACGACACAAUUACUUCCAAUGUUACACGCUGUGACCUCGAAAAGAGAGACAUCAAUUUCAUAAGAAGAAAACACAUUCAUGUAUGCUCACCAAUAAAGAAGGGCAACAUACAACCACGGAUCCUGAUAGGAUGCGAUCAACUCUGGAAUUUCGUCAAAUUCGAAGCACCACACUUCACUCUUCCAUUCGGACUACUCCUCAUACCCACAGUAUUCGGAUACAUGAUCUCAGGACAAAAAUUGUCGCAGAAAACCACAUCUGCAGAACAAAACCAUGUGCUUGUACAAACUUCCAAUACAAGCGAACAUAGAUCGGAAAAAAAUUUUCGUCCCAUGCAAAAAUCAGAAGGCGAAGAACCUCCAACUGAAACCUGUUUUCACCUUGCACAAUCGUCACAAGUGGAGAUCACAGACGUCAUGAAUCUUGAAGCAUUCAGCAACUUCACAAAAGCAAAAAGGAUUCUCGCUUAUGCGUUGAGGUUCCUAAAGAAAUUAUCGCGUCGUCUUCAUCCAGAAAUUCGACAAAAACUAUUCGAAAACUUGCCAUGGCUCCAACAUCAACCUCAAGAAGACCAUCUGACGGCAAGGGACAUUCUCGACGCCCAACACAUCCUCAUUCGAAAUCAUCAGCUGGCGCAUAUCAACGCACAAUACAGAAAGGAACUCACAAAAAAUCUAAAUCUCAAAGAGGAUCACACAAAAAUCUUGAGAGCGUACGGCCGCCUCAACAGAUCAGACCUUAACCCUACCGCCAAAAAUCCUAUCCUUAUUGUCCCCAAUACCCACCUCUCCCGCCUCAUCAUUAAUGAAGCCCAUGGCCCUUACCAC